Molecule: messenger RNA, 2209 nt
Organism: Ceratotherium simum simum (southern white rhinoceros)
Lineage: Eukaryota; Metazoa; Chordata; Mammalia; Perissodactyla; Rhinocerotidae
Gene: TTC39C
Product: tetratricopeptide repeat domain 39C
Biological process (GO): otolith morphogenesis; cilium assembly
Molecular function (GO): protein binding
Source: RefSeq, a predicted model, not a curated record
GCGCAGAGCCUCGCGCGCCCAUGGCCGGCGCGGAGCAGCAGCGGCCGCGGCGGCGGGAUGACGGAGAAGCGGCGGCGGCGGCGCCCCUGCAGGACGCGGAGCUGGCCCUGGCCGGCAUCAACAUGCUGCUCAACAACGGCUUCAGGGAGUCGGACCAGCUUUUCAAACAAUACAGAAAUCAUAGCCCAUUAAUGAGUUUUGGAGCCAGCUUUGUCAGUUUUUUGAAUGCCAUGAUGACAUUUGAGGAAGAAAAAAUGCAAUUGGCAUGUGAUGACUUGAAAACUACAGAAAAGCUAUGCGAAAGUGAAGAGGCUGGAGUAAUUGAAACAAUCAAGAACAAAAUUAAGAAGAACGUUGAUGUCCGCAAAUCUGCCCCCUCUAUGGUUGAUCGGCUCCAGAGGCAGAUAAUCAUAGCCGACUGUCAAGUUUACUUGGCUGUGCUCUCGUUUGUAAAGCAAGAAUUAUCAGCAUAUAUCAAAGGUGGGUGGAUCCUUAGGAAAGCCUGGAAGAUUUACAAUAAAUGCUAUCUGGACAUCAAUGCCCUCCAAGAGCUGUAUCAGAAGAAGCUAACUGAAGAGCCCUUGACUUCUGAUGCUGCAAAUGAUAAUCACAUUGUGGCUGAAGGGGUGUCUGAGGAGUCCCUAAACAGACUGAAAGGUGCUGUGAGCUUUGGAUAUGGCCUUUUUCACCUUUGCAUAUCCAUGGUGCCCCCAAACCUGCUCAAAAUCAUCAACCUGCUGGGUUUUCCUGGAGACCGCCUACAGGGGCUUUCUUCACUGAUGUAUGCAAGCGAAAGUAAGGACAUGAAGGCCCCUUUAGCUACACUAGCUCUACUCUGGUAUCAUACUGUGGUCCGCCCGUUCUUUGCCUUGGAUGGCAGUGAUAACAAAGCAGGCCUGGAUGAAGCAAAGGAAAUUCUUCUCAGAAAAGAAGCUGCUUAUCCAAAUUCUUCCCUCUUUAUGUUUUUCAAGGGACGCAUACAACGAUUAGAGUGUCAAAUCAACAGUGCCUUGACUUCCUUCCAUACUGCUUUGGAGCUUGCGGUAGAUCAGAGAGAAAUCCAGCACGUCUGUCUGUAUGAAAUAGGUUGGUGCAGCAUGAUAGAGCUGAAUUUCAAGGAUGCAUUUGAUUCCUUUGAGAGGCUAAAAAAUGAGUCCAGGUGGUCCCAGUGCUAUUAUGCCUAUUUAACUGCGGUUUGUCAGGGAGCCACUGGUGAUGUGGAUGGGGCACAGAUUGUCUUUAAAGAAGUUCAGAAACUCUUCAAGAGGAAAAACAAUCAGAUCGAACAGUUCUCAGUGAAAAAGGCGGAGAGGUUUCGGAAACAGCCCCCGACCAUAGGGCUCUGCGUGCUGGCGUCCAUCGAGGUGCUGUACCUGUGGAAAGCCCUUCCCAACUGCUCCUUCCCCAACCUCCAGAGGAUGAGUCAAGCUUGCCAUGCAGUGGAUGAUUCAUCUGUCGUUGGAUUAAAGUAUUUGCUUCUUGGUGCCAUACACAAAUGUCUAGGAAACUCAGAAGACGCUGUUCAGUACUUUCACCGAGCCGUUAAAGAUGAGCUGUGUCGUCAGAAUAACUUAUAUGUUCAGCCAUAUGCUUGCUAUGAACUUGGCUGUCUUCUAUUAGACAAACCAGAGACGGUAGCAAGAGGCAGAACUCUACUUCUUCAAGCAAAGGAGGAUUUCUCUGGCUAUGACUUCGAAAACAGACUGCAUGUCCGCAUCCAUGCCGCUCUGGCCUCUCUGAAGGAAUUGGUUCCUCAGUGACAGACUCGGAGUUCCCGCUCUGUCCCUCCCCACCCAGGUUCUGCACUUUAAAAUAAAAGCAGAGGACACAGCUCUUAUGAAGAUCGGCUUUUCUUCUGAAAACCACCUGUGCCAGGGACACAUUUUCCCAGUUAGGCUGACAUAUUAAAGAUCUCCUCUUUUAAACAUAUAGCUAAAAAGUAAUAAUACUGAUGUUAAUAGUAAUAAUAACUAACCACCUGGGGAGAGGGUUAAGUGACCUUGUUCAAACAUUUUAGUUUUGUGAUUUAUUAUUUUUAAAAUAAAAUCAAACUAAAUAUUCAACCUGUGAUCUUGUAGGAACGCCUAUCUUAAGCACACGUCUGACUGAGAAACACUAAGAGGUACCUGUAAAAUUAUUAACAAUAUCAUGACAUAGCAUUUAUAUUGUGUUUUGAAAAAAUAAAAGUGCUUUCUAGUGUUUUACUUUA